UGCUUCAUAAUUGCCUCCAGGUGCCCUACUCUAAUCAAGUUCUGCAAGCUCCUAAUACCAUCAAAAUACCCAGAUGGGCUGCCCUGUAGCCUGGUGGUUAGCCCAACACUAUUACAGCUUGUUCCUGUUCGAGUGCCACUUACUCAUUCCGGCCUUUCGUUCCGUCGGAAACUGUGCUCUUUCAUCUCCCCUUUGAAUUGCAUUCCCUCCAAUUUUCUUAGAGAAAAUUCUUACUUUUUGACAGAAUUGGGGGAAAUGGACAUCAAUCUGAAAUACUUUGCCCUACUCAACAUUUCGGCACCUGUUUCCAGCACCUACAAAAUUUUCUCUCGCUUUACCACAAUACUAGACCAUAAGACAUAGGAGGAGAAUUAGGCCAUCUGGACCAUCGAGUCUGCUCCGCCAUUCAACCAUGGCUGAUUCUAUUUCCCCUCCUCAGCCCCACAACUCAGUCUUCUCCCCGUAACCUUUGAUGCCAUGGCCAAUCAUGAAUUUGUCAAUUUUUGCCUUAAGUACCCCCAGUGACCUGGCCUCCACAAGUGCUUGUGGUAACAAAUUCCCCAAAUUCACCACCCUCUGGCUAAAGAAAUUUCUCCACAUCUCUGUUUUAAUUGGACACCCCUCUAUCCUCGACUCCAUGGGAAAUAGCCUUUCCACAUCUACUCUGUCUAGGCCUUUCAAUAUUUGAAAGGUUUCAAUGAGAUCCUCCCUCAUCCAUCAAAUACAUGCCAGAGCCAUCAAAGGUUCCUCAUACGAUAACCCUUUCAUUCCUGGAAUCAUCCUCUUGAACCUCCUCUGGACCCUCUCCAAUGCUGGCACAUCUUAGAUAUGGAGCUCAAACUCAAGGUGAGGCCUCAUGUAUCACACUUGCUCUUAUAUUCUAGACUUCUUGAAAUGAAUGCUAACAUUGCAUUUAUCUUCCCCACUCAACCUGCAAGUUAACCUUGAGGGUGUUCUGCACAAGUCCCUUUGCAUCUCAGAUAUUUGGAUUUUCUUCCCGUUUUAAAAAUAGGCUGCACAUUUAUUUGUUCUACCAAAGUGCAUGACCGUGCUUUUUCUAACAUUGUAUUUCAUUUGCCACACCUUGCCCAUAUUCCCCUAACCUAAGUCCUUCUGUAGCCUUAUUUCCUCAGUGCUACCUCCCCCUCCACCAAUUUUGGUGUCUUCUACAAUGAAAUGGUGCAGUGGCGUCCGCACCAGACUUCAAGGCAAAUGGUCUCGGGUUCGAAUCUGGCCGGCUCCCUGCUCGCAUUCCCUCUGUGCUGGGGUGAGCCUCGAGCUGGCGACUCACCCUCGUAAAAAAAAAACAGACACAUUUUAAAGAAACCGCAAGGUUGCCAUGAGGUGCGGAGAGGGAUAACAACAAAUUGUGAAUUAGGUCUCCCCUUAGCAGUGAGUGAAAGCUUCAGCUGAGAUGUUCAUGUUCCCUUUCCAUAAGAGAUACGAGCAGAAUCAGGCCAUUCAGCCCAUCGAGACUGCUCUGCCAUUCCAUCUUGGCUGAUUUAUUAUCCCUCUCAACCCCAUUCAUCUGCCUUCUCCCCAUAACCUUUGUUGCCCUGACUAAUCAACCUCUGCUUUAAAUAUACCCAAUGACUUGGCCUCCACGGCCAUGGGCAAUAAUGAAUUCCAUAGAUUCACCACCCAUCAGCUAAAGAAAUUCCUCAUCACCUCCAUUCUAAAAGGACAUCCUUGUAUUCUGAGGAGGUGCUCUCUGCUCCCAUACUCUCCCACAAAAGGAAACAUCCUCUGCACAUCCACUCUAUCUGAGUCAGGGAUUCCCAAACAUUUUAAUGGCAUGGAUACCUACCAUGAACCAAGGGGUCUGUAGACUCCAGGCUGGGAACCCCGAAAGCCAUUCAAUGGGUUUCAAUGAGAUCUCCGCCUUCGUUCUUCUUAGCUCCAGCGGGCACCAAACGCUCCUCCUACAUUAACCCUUUCAUUGCCGGAAUAAUUCUCGGGCACCCUCUCCAAUCCCAGCGCACCCUUUCUUAGAUAAUUACACACUUGAAAGAUUAAUGGUGCACCUCUUUCCGAUUUGCCACAGUUCACUAUCGUCGUCCUUGAUCUGAUGGUGGUGCAGUUCUGACGCUGUUGUGUUUAUUAUGUGAAGCUCCUAUGGGGUUUUGGGGGCGUUCAUAACCAGCCUGUGGAUCCGGCACUUGUAAUGUUUACUGUGGUUGACCGGGCAACCGGGGACCCCGUGUUCUGUCACGUGCCCACCUUCCUGCCUGUCGGUUGGCGGAAGACAUGCAGCAAACGUCCCGAUUGGCGACGCGACGAAGCGACCUCAGCCCCAAGUUUUCUUCCCUCACGUCUUGCGAUGGAUCCUAAGUGCCGCCAGUUUCAUGUUUCUGAAAUUACGAAAAUGGCAGAUAAGCUGAUGAAAACCAAGGUAAUGACAGCUAACGAGUUCCCAGGUCGAACCCUCUUUGGCACAACGCUGGAUAGUAAAGGUUUGUCCAAAGAGGUACCAGAGGAAGAACAGCUUCCUGACACGUCUAAAAGUUGUCAUCGGCUGACAUCUCCACUGGCACAGGGCACAGACAAUGCCCACAAGACCCAGCAGCUUAGCAGCCCAAAAUCAGGCCACUCUGUUGACUCGGAAAGUAUCCUGCGUCCCAGAUCGGAAUCCGUCCACAACGCCACUGGGUCCAGGCAGAGUUUGCCUGAAGACAUGGAUUGCCAGACGCGACUGAAGAGGUCGCACAAAACCCAGGCCGCCAGCCCUGACCGGAGUAGCAGUGAGCAGCAGGUCGACAAUGAGGAGGUCUCUGUGCAGGGAGGGACACCCGGCAAGCAGUCGCCAUUGUGCGAGACUCCAGAGAGGCUUUCCACGCGAGAAGAGAAAUGUCUGAUUCCAAAAAAUAUUCAGCAUAAGUUUGGGACCCAUGUGGUGAGUGAGGUCCUAUCAGACGAAAAGGUUAAGGAGUUUUUGAAUCAGAAGGAAUUUCCCGCGAGGGAUUUGGAUUCCAAGGACAUGACAGCAGAGGUGCAGAAGAGCGUCACUGACGAGGCAGACAUGUAUGAAAAGAUAGGUUACCCACUACGAUGUAACAUCUUCCCAGGUCUCUCGAGCCGAUGGAAAAGCGAGGUGCAGUCCACUUACACGAAGGAAGUGGUCGACCGCUUCAGACGAGAUCCGGAACACUGGCAUGGCAGGACAAUGGAUGAUCUUGGUCACUGGGUUCAGAUGAACAUCUUUCACCAGAGAGUCAAGAAAGCGUUAGGGGAGCUGGAGAAAAGAGCGGAGAAUUCCUAGAGCGAUUGAGGAUGUAAAGCAGUGAAAUAAAAUCACUCUCUUGUCUUUAGUUCAAAGUAAAUUUAUAAGAUAUUGGAGCAGAAUUAGGCUAUUUGGCUCAUUGAGUCUUCUCCGCCAUUCCAUUACGGCUAAAUCAUUUUCUCUCUGUCUCCCAUUCUCCCUGUCUGCUCCCUGUAACCUUUGCCCUUACUAAUAGAGCACCUAUUAACCUCCAGUUUAAAUACACCCUAUAACUUUGGGGUCUGUGGCAAUGAAUUCCACAGAUUCACUACCCUCAGGCUAAAUAAAUCAUUCAGUUUCUGUUCUAAAGAGACGUCCUUCUAUUCUGAGGCUGUGUCCUCGGCCUAAGACCUUAUAAUCAAAGGACGUUAUUGCUACCACAUACUACCUUGAGAUUCAGCAUCUUGCAGGCAUUUGCAGAAAAAUAGAAAUACAAAAUAAGUUUAUGAAAAGCUAUACAUAGACAAAGACGAGUGGAAAGAAUAUCGCUGGAGACACAAUCAGAUUGUAUAUUCUAAAAAAUUAUUUAUUUAGAGAUACAGCACGGAAUAGGCCUUUCAAUUUCACGGUAUCGACCUAUCAAUUUAACCCUAGCCUAAUCACAGGACAAUUUACAAUGACCAAUUAACCUACUAAUCAUUACAUCUUUGGUCUACAGAAGGAUCAUACAAACUUGCUUACUCAGAAUUGAACGCUGACACCCUGAGCUGUAAUAGCCAUCACUGCCCCAGUAUCUAAAAAUCAGUGGUUUUGCCUUUAAAUGUGAAGCUGCUCAGGGAAGAGGCCCUCCGGGGAAGAGUGUUCCAAAAGCACACCACGUCUUCAGGCUAAAUUUCUUCUCUGUUCCAAGAAGAGGUUUUGAAUUUUUAGGAGGAGGCAAACGGGAGGGAGAUAGAUCAUCUGGUUGAGUGACGGUUGCAAUAACUUUGUACUUUACGUCAGUAAGACCGAGGGAUUGAUUGUGGACUUCAGGAAGGCGAAGCUGAGGGAACACACACACCGGUCCUCAUCGAGCAUUGAGGGUGAGCAGUUUCAAGUUCCUGGCUGUCAACGUCAAUGACGGUCUAUCAAUGCAAUUACAAAGGCAGUGGGGCUAUAUUUCAUGAGGAACUUGAGAUCUGGUCUCUCACCAAGAACACUCGCAAAUUUCUACAGAUGUACCAUGGAGAGCUUUCUGACUGGUUGCAUCACCUUCUAGAAUGGGGUGUGUGGGGGGGGGGUGGGAUCAAUUCACAGGGUCAGAAAAAGCUGCAGGAAGUUGUAAACUCGCCAGUUCCAUCAUUGGGCACUAGCCUCUCUAGCAAUGAGGACAUCCUCAAAAGGUGAUGCCUCUAAGAGAUACGUCCACCAUCAGUGACCCUCCCAUCACCCAGUACAUGCCCUCUUCUCAUUGCUACCGUCAAGGAGGAGGUAUGGAACCUGAAAGCACACACUUAAUGAUUCAGGACCAGCUCUCUCCCCUCCAGCAUCAGAUUUCUGAAUGGACCCAUGAACACUAUUUUUUCUCCUCUUUUUUGCACUAUUUAUCCAAAGUCUACAGAUCCCUCAAAAAUGCCAUGCAAGUUGCCAGGGUGGUACGGUGUCGUGGCCUUCAUUAGUCAUCAGACUGAGUUCAAGAGCCUCGAGAUAAAGUUCCAACUCCAGAAAACCCUAUUGUUAUAUCACAUUUUUAUUUUAUUUCGAGAUACAGCGCAGAACAGGCCCUCUGUUCUUUUGAGUUGCCAAGCAACUCACUAUUUUGGCCCUAGCCUAACCCUUCCCACUUGGAGUAUUCAGAAUCAGAAUCAGAUUUAUUAUCACUGACAAAUGUCAUGAAAUUUGUUGUUUUGCUGCAGCAGGACAAUAAAAUAUACUUUAUGUAAAAGUGCAUAGAGUAUACUGUACUAUAAAUGAUAAAAAAAUGUACAAAAGUUGAAAUAAGUUGUGGAAGAGAGCAAACAAAAUAGUGAAGUACUGUUCGUGGGUUCAUUGUUCAGAUGUGUGGCAGGUGGUGUGGUGGCAUCAGCACUAGACUUCGAGGCGAGUGGUCCCGCCUGCUCCUUGCACGCUUUCCACACGUGUUGGGUUGAGCGUCAAGCUAACAACUUGGCCUCAUAAAAAAAAAACACAGGCAAAUGCUGAAGAAACGGAGAGGUUGUCGCCCCAUGCACCACGAGGCCUGGAGAGGAAUUAGUGAACUUUCGAAGGUGUCCUCAUGGGGGGAAGGCUUGUACCCAUAGAGUUUACCUGCAACAUUACCUCGCAGCUCAUGAACUCCUUAGCCCAACUAAUGAGGGCCAAUACACCAUACUCCUUACUGACACCUUCAUCAGCUUGUGGGGCAACUCUGAUGGAUCUAUGGACAUGGAGCUCAAGAUCCUCCACUCUGCUGAUCAUCUCGUCAUUAACUCAGUGAUACUUUACAGUUCUCUGGACUGAACUCCACCUGCCACAUCUCAGCCCAGCUCUGCACCCUGUCAAUGACCCGCUGUAACCUACGACAACCUUCUACACUAUGCUCAACACUACCACCCCUUGUGUCAUCUGCGGAAUAAGGCAGGAAUCAAUAUGGGCCAAAAGUAGAGAGAUGGGCUAGUUCCUCUUGGUCAGCAAGGAAGAGUAGGCCGAAAGGCUUGAUUCUGUGCUCUGACUCGAUCUGUGCUGCUGUCCGGAUCAAACUAAAGUCAAAGUAAAUGUAUUAUCAAAAUGUGUAUUUGUCACCAUAUACAGAUUCAUUUUCUUUCAGGCACUUACAGGAGAAUAAAGAAAUAAAGUAGAAGUUAUGAUAAAAAAAUAACUAUACACUGUCAAGGACUCUUCAUCUCAUGUUCUUGAUAUUUAUUGCUUAUUUAUUAUUAUUCCAUUUUUUUUUCUUUCUUUUGGUAUUUGCACAGUUUGUUGUCUUUUGCACGUUGUUUGUCCGCCCUGAUGGGUGCAGUCUUUCAUUGAUUCUAUCGUGUUUCUUGUAUGUGAAUGCCUGUGAGAAAGUUAGUCUCAGGGUUGUAUUGGGUGACAUAUAUGUACUUUUUGUAGCGCUGUGCUACACGCAGCACUGCAAUAAUGACACGGAGUCGGUGAGCUGCAGUUACAAAAGAGAUUUAUUCAAACUUCGCAGCCCCACUUUAAAGCCUUCCUGAUCCCUCCCUCCCUGGGCGGGAAUGCUGUAGGGGGCACGUAUUCACAGUCCCGUCCUUCGCGCAGGCUUUUCCCCUUGCUGGUGAAGCAGGCUUGGUGUCCUUUUUUGGGACCUGCCUCAAUGCCGCCGCGCUCCACUUUGUGAGCCGGUUUGAAUAGGAGCAGGAGUCGACUAUCUGGCCUGUCGUGUCUGCUCUGCCAUUCAAUAAGAUCAUGGCUGAUCUGACCAUGGACUCAUCUCCACCUACCUGCCUGUUCUCCACAACCCUUAAUUCCCCUACAAUGCAAAAAUCUAUCCAACCUUGUCUUAAAUAUGUUUACUGAAGUAGCCUCCACUGCUUCAAUGGGCAGAGAAUUCCACAGAUUCACCACCCUCUGGGAAAAACAGUUCCUCCUCAUCUCCGUCCUAAAUCUGCUCCCCCAAAUCUUGAAGCUACGAAGGGUACUAACUGUUCUUGAACCCAGUCAUGUGGAAACUGAGGGUUCCUGUACCUCUUGCCCGAGGGCAGCAGUGAGCCGACAGCAUGGCCUGGAUGGUGAGGGUCUUUGAUGAUGGAGGCUGCGUUCUUAUUACAGUGCUCCUUGUAGAUGUGCUUAGUGGUGGGGAGGGCUUUGCCUGUGAUGGACUGCGCUGCACCCAACACUUCUUCAUUCCUGGACACUGGUGUUUCCAUACCAAACAGUCAGGAUACUCUCCACUGAGCAUCUGUAGAAGUUCGUCAAAGUUUUCGAUAGCUUGCAAUGUUGUGAUGGAAAUGAGACCGAUUCUUUGGGUCUCAGAGGCAAGGGCUCUGGACCACAGUUUGAAUAAUAAGGAGUUUAUUUACAAGGGGAGAAAAGCUUGGGAACAACACAAGCGGCUACAAUAUUCACACAAAUGCGCUUAGAAUAGACGAGCGUGGGAAAAAUCAGGUUGGCAGUACAAUACAUGGGAAAACGGUGUGGUGACAGGGUACAGGUUCACAUACAAGCAAGGAAAAAGUAACUACAAUACCCGCCACCCCUUGACUAUGGGCAGGCACGGCUCUCUGCUACAGGGACGACAAUAAACACUCCCACAACCCUAUUCAAUGCACAGCUCACCACGUGUCUCCAGCGCCGUUCUGCAGUCUUCAGCCUGGAGUGAAGCAGGGUGGUCCCUCGAGGAUGGCAAAAAGAGAACAAGCCAGGCACAUGUAGCACCCUUUAUAGGAGUGUCCAGCCCUGGUGAUUCACCAGGGGGCCAACGGCUUGGUGCUAGACGGGUUAAUCCAGUUAAGGUGGCUCAUGGUUGAGAGCGCAUUGAUUUGUUGGGAGGGGCGAAAUGUUGUGGUGUGACUUCCGACCAGGAGAGGGCAGUGCUGUCACGUGACAGGCUCGGUUCUCUGGACACACAUGCUAAAUGUACAUAAACUUCUGGGAAAGUAGAGGCUUGAAGGAAUGGUGAACACAUUUCAAACAUACCUGGAGUCCUACUUCACAGGGCCUGACCAAACUUUAUCAUGUGCUUGAGAGUGUGGAUUUAAGCCAGACAGGAAAAAAACAAUAUCUCUUGCUGAAUUAGCACACCCUCAGGACUCUCUGCCGAGUUCUGAGCUCCAACCUCUGGAGUGGGACUUGAACCCAGAACCUCCUCACUCGGGCAAAGAGUCCUCCGAGCCACAAGUCAUUGUGGCGAUGGGGGCAAAGCUUGGGUAAGGAAGCACGUUGCCAGAUGGAUCAAUUAUGAGAAUGCGGGGUCACGCGUGUAUCGAUUGUGCCUGUUACACACGGAAGGCCCCUUCUCUUUAUCUUUGUGGGCUUUUGAGCGUGCAUGUCUUCGUCUCGGUGGGCCUGGUUUGUCGCUCCUGCACUGUAAGCUGUAAUGCUGGAAAGCUGGAGCACCAUGCACAAAAUGCUGCAGGAACUCAGCAGGUUGGGCAGCGUCGAUGGAAGGGAAUUAACAGUCGACAGCCCUUCCUGAACACUGGAAAGGGAGGGGGCUGUAAAAAUCUUUUGAGUUAAUGGUUUGCUGCUUCACUGUGAAGUCUCUUUGAGGCUACUCUGAAGGAGUUUAAAUCUUCACUUUGAUGGGACCCUCUCUCUCUGCUCCCCUCUCUGAUCUCUGCUACCCUCUGUCUCUUGAGCCAUGUGCUCACCCAGACCCACCCCUUCCUGCUUGUACUCCUUCCCCUCCCCUCCCCUUCUAUUAUGGCUUCUUCCCCCUCUGUUCCAGUCCCGAUGAAGGGUCUUGGCCUGAACCGUCGACUCUUUAUUCCCCUCCAUAGAUGCUGCCUGACUUGCUGAGUUCCUCCAUCUUUUUGUGUGGGUUGCUCUGUAAAAGUUGCCCAGCUUGUACCUUAACUGACACGACUCAGUAAAAGCUUUUAAAUCUUUGUUGCUCUUGUUCUGCACGUACAUAACCGACUUGGCCAAUGACAGGGAUAGAUGCUAUUCCUCGGUCACGCUGCCCUCUCUGCUGUUUAAAGGUGCCCGGACUGACACGUUGCUGGCCCAGCAGAGGUUGUCAAAGAACCUUCAGCAGUACCUGGACGAGCAGCCAAAGCUAACGAGGAACUGGCCUGAGUUUGUCUCCCGAACCCGCCAGCAUGCAACCACAGCUCAGCCA
Molecule: messenger RNA, 8960 nt
Organism: Hypanus sabinus (Atlantic stingray)
Lineage: Eukaryota; Metazoa; Chordata; Chondrichthyes; Myliobatiformes; Dasyatidae
Gene: cimip4
Product: testis-expressed protein 33
Exons: 7
Coding region: 2165-3259 (364 amino acids)
Source: RefSeq, a predicted model, not a curated record